Cynoglossus semilaevis (tongue sole) is the source of this 2972-nucleotide messenger RNA. It is a transcript of the gene pou4f1, whose product is annotated as POU class 4 homeobox 1. Gene Ontology annotation, biological process: regulation of transcription by RNA polymerase II. Gene Ontology annotation, molecular function: DNA-binding transcription factor activity, RNA polymerase II-specific; RNA polymerase II cis-regulatory region sequence-specific DNA binding. The transcript is spliced from 2 exons. The coding region runs from base 607 to 1716 and encodes 369 amino acids. The record is from RefSeq and is a predicted model, not a curated record. NCBI's taxonomy places the organism in Eukaryota, Metazoa, Chordata, Actinopteri, Pleuronectiformes, Cynoglossidae.
UUACAAUGCAUACAACUUUCUAUGGUCAUUUGCUAAUAAUGUUAAAAAGGCCUCAAAAUAUGCACAUUUAUGGAAUUUAAAUAACAUCAAAUAGCUACUUACAGGAAGUGGUAAAAUAUUUGGCCAGAGGGCAAAAAGGUUGUCGGAAUAUAUCUCCUGGAACUCCAGUUGCUGACCUACUUCAUUUAUUGGACAGUAGAGCAAAGGUAUUCGUUGUAAAAACCAACGUCUAGUCUCCAGUUGUUAGUGCCUGCCCUGUGAGCACUUUUUUUUUAUUUGUCAUCAUCUUCACUGCUCUGGCAGUUUAUGUCUCGCGAGAGCAGCCGAGCAGGGGCUUGACGAGAUCUGAGGCGCUCAGGUGUAAGAGCCUAGUAGACAGAUAAGUGAGUCUGAGAGACUGCAGGCAUCUCUGUGAUCUCCGGGCUCCAGGCUGCACUCGGCGCACUGCACACACACACAACCAACUGCACUGCAUCGCCGCUCGGAUAAGCGAAGGACUACGGUGCAUCUAUGACUGUUCCCCAGGUCUUCCAGUUGUCUCCCUCUCUUCUUCUUUUUCUUCUUCUUCUUCUUUCUGGUGCACUUUAAUUGGAGAAGCUCGCCAAGAUGAUGUCCAUGAACAGCAAACAGCCGCACUUCGCGAUGCACCCUUCUUUACCCGAGCCCAAGUACACCACCCUGCAUUCCAGCUCGGAGGCUAUAAGGAGAGCCUGUCUGCAGACUCCACAGCUGCAGAGUAACAUUUUCGCCAGCCUGGAUGAGACUCUUCUGGCCCGGGCUGAAGCUCUGGCGGCCGUGGACAUCGCCGUGUCCCAGGGCAAGACGCACCCGUUCAAGCCCGACGCCACCUACCACACAAUGGCAACGGUGCCAUGCUCGUCUACAUCCUUCGUUCCACUGGCGCACCACCAUCACCAUCACCAUCACCACCACCACCACCACCAGAACAUGGAGCCCCCGGACAUCAUGGACCACAUCAACUCGCAGUCCCUCAGCCUAAUGUCCAGCGCGCACGACGGGGCCGGUGGAGGAGGCGGCGGCGGAGGCGGCGGUGGAGGACUGAUCUCUUCCGCCUCUGCCCACCCGCACUCUCACAUGCACGGCUUGGGUCACCUCACCCACCAGGCUAUGAGCAUGAACUCGCCGCUCACUCAUCACGGGCUCUUACCGGGCCACCACGGCGGGAGUCAGGGCGGCCAGGGGCUCAGUAACGCAGGACUCCCUUCAAUCAAUGACUCGGACACAGACCCAAGGGAGCUGGAGGCUUUCGCUGAGCGCUUCAAGCAGCGGAGGAUCAAGCUCGGGGUGACCCAGGCGGACGUUGGCGGCGCUCUGGCGAGUCUCAAAAUCCCCGGCGUGGGUUCACUCAGCCAAAGUACAAUUUGUCGUUUCGAGUCGUUGACUCUGUCUCAUAACAACAUGAUUGCGCUCAAACCUAUUCUGCAGGCCUGGCUGGAGGAGGCCGAGGGCGCACAGAGGGAGAAAAUGAGCAAACCUGACAUUUUCAACGGUGGAGAAAAGAAACGGAAGAGGACCUCGAUAGCGGCCCCGGAGAAGAGAUCUCUGGAGGCUUACUUCGCAGUUCAGCCUCGACCCUCGUCCGAGAAAAUAGCAGCCAUAGCCGAAAAGUUGGACCUGAAAAAAAAUGUUGUACGAGUGUGGUUUUGUAACCAAAGACAGAAACAGAAACGGUUGAAAUUUUCCGCUGCUCACUGAUGACAAAACGAACAUAAAUCAGAACAAAAAAAGUUUUGUGGCUGAAUUUGGGACCAAAUGGACACUGAGACACCACUUUCAGUCUUUUGUCUCCAGCGAUUUUACAAGUUGGUAACGAUGGGCUUUCUACCCAUGUUACGAGGCUCGGUUUAUUCUGUUUAUUUUUCACGUUAUCGGUGAAUGUGAAGUAUGCAAACAACAGAUUACACAGAAAAUUCGCUCAAGUUGUAACGAAGGACGUCUACAUUUGCCUUUUAAAACACGCGUGGACAGAGGUAAUUUGCUUUAUAAUAACAGCGAGUUAUUCCUCCUGAAUAGGCCUAUAUUAUUUGAAGUACAGCCAUUUAAGAAUUACCUCAUUGAUUGUUGAACUGUGUUUUUGGUUGGAGUUCUUCUAGUUGUUGGUAUAGAAAUAAUCCAUGAACCUGUUCGUUUAAUCAUCUUCUUAAUUUAUUCCUUUUGGAGGCUGCUAUAAACUCAAAUUUAGUUUACUACUUUGAUGGCUAACUGGAAAAAUAAAAAAUAACAUUAGGCCUGCAUGGAAUUUAAAUUUACCGGCAGUAAUUAUUUUAGCCUCCUCAGGCUCCCACCUCUAUAAAUAUAUUAAUUUUGAAUUUGCACAAAAGGACCCUUUGGUUUAUAGAUCAGUAAUGUGAAAAUGGUUUUGUAUAUACAGACUUUACUUUAUCACUCUCUGAGCUAAAUGAGCUGAGAUAAAUUCUAGGGUCUAUUUAUUGUCUCCAUUGGGAUCUUUGUUGUAAAACAAGUUUCAGAGACACCCAGAGAGCACGAGUCCUUUCUGCUUCACGAAGGAGGCAUCACAAUAAUUUAUUAUUAUUAUUAUUAUUAAAAAAAGAGGAAAUUUUAGUCUGCAGUGGUAACACUAUGCAUCGGGUUAAAAAAAAAAGAAAUCACUGCAUUACAGUAGGGUUGUCUACUGCUAGACCUCAUUUUGUGGAUGGUGUAAAAUCACUGUUUAAAAUGCCUGUUUUCACAUUAAGGUCACCACGUUGUUUAUCGUGUUAACUGUUAACGGGAAACGUUGUGUAAGUAAACUUUUACUUUGUGCACAAGUAUGUUUACAGAAACCGCGGCGACAUGUGCAUCAAAUGUCCCACUGUCUCCUUUUCCUGUCCCAUAACUUCUCCACUCUCCUCUGUUGUCCUGUUACUUUCAUUGGUACUGUUCAUCCUGUAAGCCAAAAUUCAACAGGGAGAUGUGUUCCAGCAAUCUUCUAAUAAAUAAAAAAAACACGA